Molecule: messenger RNA, 1446 nt
Organism: Guillardia theta CCMP2712
Lineage: Eukaryota; Cryptophyceae; Pyrenomonadales; Geminigeraceae
Exons: 6
Coding region: 1-1446 (481 amino acids)
Biological process (GO): attachment of GPI anchor to protein
Cellular component (GO): membrane; GPI-anchor transamidase complex
Source: RefSeq, a predicted model, not a curated record
AUGAAGGUGCAGGAGGAGGAGAAGAAAAAGGCCCGAGAGAGGAAGCUCGUCCUGGCAGUGGACAUCGUCUCGUUCCUCCUUGUGUGCGGAGGAGCAGCCGCGAUCCUGUUCUUCAUGCCUGAGUUUGCUAGAAACAACUACAUCUCCGAGAACGCUCUCGUCCCCAACGGUGGAAGGCCUGGCUAUGGGCAUGCGCACGCGAGCUUUGCCAUGAAGAUGUUGGAACGGAUGAGCAGGGCAAGACCCGGGGAGGAGGCUGUGGAUCUUAUCGUCAAGAUUGGAGAGGCAGCCGGGCUGCGGUGCGAGAAGCACAGGUUUUUCUGCCCGAUCACGAGGGAGGAGGGGGUCAACGUAGUGUGCGUGCUGCACGCGGCUCGAGGGGAGGGAAAGGAGACUGUCGUGUUGACGUCCCAGUACCCCGACAAGGCUCACGAUGACUGGAUCGCAUCGGCCGCAUUCACAUGCUCUUUCAUGCAGUUCCUCUCCACCGUCCCUUGGCUCUCCAAGGAUAUCCUCUUUCUCUUCACCCCCUCCUCCUUCCCCCCGCACUCUCCUCCGGCCCGCUGGCUCUCCGACUAUCACUCUGCUGACCUCUCCGGCCGUCUCUACCAUGGUGGGGAGAUCUGGGCGGCAGUCUCUGUGGAGCUGGACAGGAGGAGCAGGUUGGAGGAGGUUGGCGUCGGGUACGAGAGCGAGGGAGGGCAGCAUCCCAACCUCGACCUGGUCAACAUCGCCUUUCACGCCAUCACUCACACAGGAAUCCGAGCCAACAUCCCUGCAAGGAGGGAGCGGCAAGGACAAGCGGGGGAGGAGCGGGCGCGGCGGCUGGAGGUGGUGGCGACCCCAGCAGCGGUCCUAGAGCUGCUGCGAGGAAACCUUCCAGGAUUCGUCGAGAGCAGGGUCGAGAGGAUCCACAUGAACAUGGUCCAGCAGGCGAUGGGGAGGUCGACGGGGAGCCAUGGCGUGUUCAAGGGGUUGAAGGUAGAGGCGCUCAGCUUGAUCUCCGAAGGGAGGAGGAGGGGGGGAGACGCGGUCCUGUCGACCUCCGAUCUCCUGCGGUUGGGUCAGGUGCUGGAGAGGACGGUCAGGUCGAUCAACAACACGCUGGAACGAUUUCAUCAGUCUUUCUUUCUGUGGCUUCUCUCCGACACCCAGCAGUUCCUCCCCCCUGAGCAGUACAUGGCUCCUUGUGGCGUGCUCCUCCUCCCCCUCAUCCUGCAGGCGCUGAAGCUCAGGGCCCUCUCCUCCUCCUCUCCCUCCUCCUACUCAUGGCCGCUGCACGAGACGGUUGCAGUCGGUCUGUCCUACUUGGCUGGAUUGUUCCUCCUUAUCAUGAAGUGGAACUUCUCCGGGCACAGGUUUCUCAUUCUCAAUCUCCUCACUCUCGUCAUGUUCAUCCUCCUCAACUUUUCCUACGGUGCAACGACUGCUAUCGUACUGGUGUGA